GGCGGCAGCUCCUCUAGUUCCACCACGUCCGCGGGCGGAGACUUCGGGAAUCCGCUGAGGAAAUUCAAGCUGGUGUUCCUGGGGGAGCAAAGCGUUGCAAAGACAUCUUUGAUCACCAGAUUCAUGUAUGACAGUUUUGACGACACCUAUCAGGCAACAAUUGGCAUUGACUUUUUAUCGAAAACUAUGUACUUGGAGGAUGGAACAAUCAGGCUUCGGCUGUGGGAUACUGCGGGUCAGGAACGUCUCCGUAGCCUCAUUCCCAGUUAUCGUGAUUCUGCUGCAGCUGUAGUAGUUUACGAUAUCACAAAUGUUAACUCCUUCCAGCAAACUACAAAGUGGAUUGAUGAUGUCAGCACAGAAAGAGGAAGUGAUGUGAUCAUCACGCUAGUAGGAAAUAAAACAGAGCUUGCUGACAAGAGGCAAGUGUCAAUUGAGGAGGGAGAGAGGAAAGCCAAAGAGCUGAAUGUUAUGUUUAUUGAAACGAGUGCAACUGGAUACAAUGUAAAGCGGCUCUUUCGACGUGUAGCAGCAGCUUUGCCGGGAAUGGAAAGCACACAGGACAGAAGCAGAGAAGACAUGAGGGAUGUAAAACUGGAAACGCCUCAGGAGCAACCAGUCAGCGAAGGAGGCUGUUUCUGCUACUCUCCCAUGUCACCUUCAGCCCUUCCUCAGAAGCCCCCUUACUCUUUCACUGACUGCAGUGUGAAUAUUGGCUUGAACCUUUUCCCUUCAGUAAUAACGUUUUGCAAUUCAUCAUUGCUGCCUGUCUAG
This is a messenger RNA of Nomascus leucogenys (northern white-cheeked gibbon), 774 nucleotides long. RefSeq names its product RAB6C, member RAS oncogene family (gene RAB6C). Lineage: Eukaryota; Metazoa; Chordata; Mammalia; Primates; Hylobatidae. Gene Ontology annotation, molecular function: GTP binding; GTPase activity. The record is from RefSeq and is a predicted model, not a curated record.